Molecule: messenger RNA, 2391 nt
Organism: Oryzias melastigma (Indian medaka)
Lineage: Eukaryota; Metazoa; Chordata; Actinopteri; Beloniformes; Adrianichthyidae
Gene: b3gat3
Product: beta-1,3-glucuronyltransferase 3 (glucuronosyltransferase I)
Exons: 8
Coding region: 325-1332 (335 amino acids)
Biological process (GO): chondroitin sulfate proteoglycan biosynthetic process; carbohydrate metabolic process
Cellular component (GO): Golgi membrane
Molecular function (GO): galactosylgalactosylxylosylprotein 3-beta-glucuronosyltransferase activity
Source: RefSeq, a predicted model, not a curated record
UCGUUUUCCGUUGCGCCGAUUCCGGAAGUUGGUGAUGCAGUCGCUGCGGAGAUGUCACCGCGGACUUUAAUGAAUGGAUGCUGAGCUCGAAGCUCCAACGAGUCCAUCUCUGUCCGUCCAGGAUGACAUGAAGCGCUGAGGUCGUCGCUCCACGUCGCCUUAAGCCCCGCCUCCCGCCGUUUCCCGCCGUCGGUAGGGUCGGACAGAUGGCGCCGGGUUAACUUGAGCUGCUUUGUCAUCCAGUUAUUUAUCAUAUUCGACCUUUUUCCUUUUGGGUAAAGUCACCCUGAGAUUUUAACAAGUCAGAAAAACACUCUGGGUACCAUGGCAACAAGGAUGAAGCUGAAGCUGAAGACUGUGUUUGUGAUGUACUUCAUGGUCUCCCUGAUGGGUCUCAUCUAUGCUCUUAUGCAGCUCGGUCAGCGCUGCGAUUGCACAGAACACAUCACGGUGAAAGAUCGCACCAUCUCCCGCCUGCAGGAGGAGCUGCACCGCCUGAAGGACGUCAUCAAGAAUUCAGAGGCGACCAGACGACCCCCGAAGCAGCCGGCCAGAGGCCCCACGCCCACCGUCUUCGUCAUCACUCCCACGUACGCCAGGCUGGUGCAGAAAGCAGAGCUGACCCGCCUGUCGCAGACGUUCCUCCACGUUCCUCAGCUCCACUGGAUCGUGGUGGAGGACUCGCCCCAGAAGACUCCUCUGGUCAGCGACCUUCUGAAGAAGAGCGGCUUGAUCUACACCCACCUUCACGUGCCGACCGCCAAGGACCAGAAACUCCAGGAGGGGGACCCCAACUGGCUGAAGCCCCGCGGCGUGCAGCAGAGAAACGAGGGGCUACGGUGGCUCAGAGAGGACAGAAGGGCUGAGGCGGGAGCGGACAACUACGGGGUGGUUUACUUUGCUGAUGAUGAUAACACGUACAGUCUGCAGGUGUUUGAAGAGAUGAGGAGCACCCAGCGGGUGUCCGUCUGGCCGGUGGGUCUGGUUGGCGGCAUGAAAUACGAGAGGCCAGUCGUCGAAGGAGGAAAGGUGGUUCGCUUUCAUACCGGCUGGCGGCCCAACCGCCCCUUCCCCAUGGACAUGGCCGGCUUCGCCGUGUCCCUCAAGCUGGUUCUAGCCAAUCCAGACGCUUGUUUCGACGGAAACGCACCGAUGGGAUUCUUGGAAAGCAGCUUCCUCCAGGGUCUGGUCACGAUAGACGAGCUGGAGCCCAAAGCCGACAACUGCACUAAAGUGCUGGUGUGGCACACACGGACCGAGAAGCCCAAGAUGAAGAGAGAGGAGGCGAUGCAGGCUCAGGGGCUGGGCUCAGACCCGGCUCUGGAGGUCUGAAGACCCAGACAAACCCAUCUUCUGUUUUCCGUUACUCAUCAUUGUGAAGUGUUCUGGUCGGCCAGCUCUCGUUCUCUGGUUCAGGUUGUAAAUGUUAACGUGUGUGUGAUAACUGUGUGUGAUUUGCUGUACUUCCUUCUCAACGCUGCAGUACUGUAAGUUAGCUGCAGAGGGCGCCAACAUAAUCUAAAGCCACGUUGUUUCUUUCAAGUCCUUCUUGGAAUUAGAACCAUCAAGAAUCCAUGCAUGGCCUCGAUUUUUAAGGUUUUGUUUUUUUAGUCUUAAAUAUUUAUUUUUACACAAAAAUCUUUUUUCAUCUCAGUAUUGUUGAACCGUCAAAGUAGCAGCAUCUGCAGAAAUUGUUAAAAAGGAUCAUCUCAUCCAGCUUCAAGCUUAAACUUCACGCUAAUUAGUUUUUUUUUCAGGAAAAUAAAUCCUGAAUGAUCAAUUUAUAGCUACACGGUAAACAAUUGUUUACAUUUUAAAGACUUGAUUUCAGUGUAGAUAAAGUCAAAACUAACACCUGAAAGAGGCAGACGCCACAGAUUAACUUUAUAUCUCAAUCUGACAUAACAUCACCAAACACGGACUUUUCCUAGAAGGGACAGUUUAUAAAUGACACGCCCCCAUAAGGUCAUUCUAGAGAUAGGGACACAGAGGUCACCUGUCAAUCAAUAGGCCACGCCUCUUACUUGAGCAAACUGCAGAUAUUCACAAGUAUAUUCAUGUGAAUUUGAUCACAUGAAAAUAUCAAUUUUGAGAACCAAAUUAUGUUUACAUUUUAGUUGUUGUACUGGAAUAAACAUUCACAUUUGACAAAAUGCUACAUUUUGGCUUAAAUCUCCUUUAAACCUUCGGUACUUUUAGACUGUUGCUGAACAAGCUGCUGCUGUUUAGGAACAGCAGGAACACAGUCUGCUGUAGAGUAAUCUGUUCCUCCGAUGACACUAUCUCCAUGUUCCUAUGGUCAUGUAUUUAUUGCUGUAAUUAUGUUCUGCACAUGGUACAGCCUGAUAAUAAACCUACAUCAGACUUGGUCAGUGUCUGCUGUUUAAAGUC